AGAGUCUGCAUGGGACAGGGCGGCUGAUUGGCACAUCCAGAAGUUCCCUUCCCAGGUCCAGCCCAGGUGCUCACCAUGUCCACCACGUCCUCCUGGUCUGAAGCAACUUCAGAGUUCCAGUAUGAUGACAGUUCAGAAGCCUGUGUCACUGGGGACAUCGUGGACUUGGGAACUGUCUUCCUGCCCAUACUCUACUCCCUUGUCUUUGCCUUUGGCCUGGUGGGAAAUUUGCUGGUGGUGUUUGCCCUCAGCAACAGCCAGAAGUCCAAGAGCAUCACUGACAUUUACCUCCUGAACCUGGCCUUGUCUGACCUGCUCUUUGUAGCCACCUUGCCCUUUUGGACUCACUAUCUUGUAAACGAGCAAGGCCUUCACAAUGCCGUGUGCAAACUCACCACUGCCUUCUUCUUCAUCGGGUUUUUUGGAGGCAUAUUCUUCAUCACCAUCAUCAGCAUCGACAGGUACCUGGCCAUUGUCCUGGCCGCCAACUCUAUGAACAACCGAACCGUACAGCAUGGCGUCACCAUCAGCCUUGGCGUCUGGGCAGCUGCCAUCUUGGUGGCCGCACCCCAGUUCAUGUUCACCAAACAGAAGGGAAAUGAAUGUCUCGGUGACUACCCCGAGGUCCUGCAGGAAAUCUGGCCUGUGCUCCGCAACAUAGAAGUAACUUUUCUGGGCUUCCUGCUCCCCCUGCUCACUAUGAGUUACUGUUACUUCAGAAUCAUGCGGACACUGUUUUCCUGCAAGAACCACAAGAAAGCUAAAGCCAUGAGGCUGAUCUUUCUGGUGGUCAUUGUGUUUUUCCUCUUCUGGACACCGUACAACGUCAUGAUUUUCUUAGAGACACUCAAUCUCUAUAACUUCUUUCCCAGCUGUGACACGAAGAGGGAUGUGAAGUUGGCCCUCAAUGUGACUGAGACAAUUGCAUUUACCCACUGUUGCCUUAAUCCCUUUAUCUAUGCAUUUGCUGGAGAGAAGUUCAGAAGAUACCUUUACCACUUGUAUAGGAAAUGCCUGGCUGUCCUGUGUGGCCAUCCCACGCACGUCAGUUUCUCCUCAUCCCUGUCUGAAUCACAAAGAAGCAGGCGAGAAAGUGUUCUCAGCAGCAAUUUUACUCAUUACACCAGCGAUGGAAAUACACCCUAUCUUCUCUGA
Messenger RNA from Hippopotamus amphibius kiboko, 1155 nucleotides. It is a transcript of the gene CX3CR1, whose product is annotated as C-X3-C motif chemokine receptor 1. The coding region runs from base 76 to 1155 and encodes 359 amino acids. Gene Ontology annotation, molecular function: C-X3-C chemokine receptor activity. Lineage: Eukaryota; Metazoa; Chordata; Mammalia; Artiodactyla; Hippopotamidae. Gene Ontology annotation, biological process: G protein-coupled receptor signaling pathway; cell adhesion; immune response. The record is from RefSeq and is a predicted model, not a curated record. The transcript is spliced from 2 exons. Gene Ontology annotation, cellular component: membrane.